Messenger RNA from Penicillium mononematosum, 2037 nucleotides. RefSeq lists its product as uncharacterized. The transcript is spliced from 7 exons. NCBI's taxonomy places the organism in Eukaryota, Fungi, Ascomycota, Eurotiomycetes, Eurotiales, Aspergillaceae. Bases 1 to 2037 code for a protein of 678 amino acids. The record is from RefSeq and is a predicted model, not a curated record. Gene Ontology annotation, molecular function: FAD binding; fatty acid binding; acyl-CoA oxidase activity. Gene Ontology annotation, cellular component: peroxisome. Gene Ontology annotation, biological process: fatty acid beta-oxidation using acyl-CoA oxidase; lipid homeostasis.
AUGCCUGAUUUCACGGAUAAUCUUCGUCCAAGCCAACCAGAUGGACCAACAACGCUAGCUCGCGAACGUCAACAAUCCAACAUCACAACGGAAGAGCUAGGCCGGCAUUUGUUGGGCUCAGAUGGAUUUUUGGAACGACAAGCUCGCAUCCUGCCCAUCAUACAACAGGAGCCACUUUUCUCCAAAGACCAACAACAAAACCUCUCCAGACCGGAAAGGUUCAAGCUAGGAGUUGCGCGCGCAAAACUAUUACGCCGAAUGAAAGACACGCACAAAUGGAGCCACCUCGAAUACCAGAUGGCCGAGUACCUGGUUGACGAUGUGUCGCCUUACUUCCUGCACAUGGAGAUGUUCAUCACGACCAUCCGCGAACAGGCCAGCGAAGAACAGCAGGCGCACUGGCUGCCCUUGAUCGAGUCCUGGAAAAUUAUCGGUGCAUAUGCACAGACAGAACUGGGACACGGGAGUAAUGUCCGUGGCUUGGAGCUUGAGGCGCGUUGGGAUAACCGGACCAAGGAGUUCGUGCUGCAUAGUCCGACCCUCACGGCGAGCAAAUGGUGGAAUGGCAGCUUGGGUCGUUUAGCUAACCAUGCUAUUGUGGUCGCGCAAUUGCUUCUCCCGGAUCCUAGCUCGCCGGAUCAAUAUGUUUCGCAUGGUCCUCAUCCGUUUAUUGUGCAAGUUCGGGAUAUGAAGACACAUCAACCGUUGAAUGGGAUUGUUGUUGGAGAUAUUGGACCGAAAUAUGGCUAUAUUACUAUGGACAAUGCGUAUAUGCUAUUUGACCAGUUCAGAAUCCCACACUCUGCUAUGCUAUCACGAUACUCAAAUGUCGACCCCAACACAGGAAUUUAUACCAAACCAGAAAAGCCAGCUCUGGUCUAUGGAUCACUGACCUAUGUGCGGUCGAACAUGGUCCACCGCGCUAGACUCGUCCUUGCACGGGCAGUCACCGUUGCAGUGAGGUACAGCAGUGUGCGGCGGCAGUUCCAAGACCGAGAUGGCGAUAAGACAGGACCGGAGAUGUCUGUUUUGGACUACCCGACUGUCCAAAUUCGGAUCCUGCCUCUCCUUGCCACGACGUUUGCACUUCACUAUACAGGUCUUGCGAUGGAGACGGUAUACAGAAACGCACGACAGGAUAUCGAGAAGGGGGAAUUCAAUUCUUUAGCUCAUAUGCACAGCAUGUCCUCCGGAUUAAAGAGUCUUUGUACUAUCCUCGCCGCGGAUGGGAUUGAGACAUGUCGACGUGCCAUGGGUGGACAUGGGUUUGGUGGCGGGAGUGGGUUGAUCCAGGUUAAUAAUGACUACCUCUCCAAGCCAACUGUUGAAGGUGAUAAUUGGAUGAUUACGCAGCAGGUUGCGGCGUAUGUGAUUAAGAAGAUGACUGCCGCUGUUGAGUCGCCUGAUACCCCCGGGUUGAUGAGGCUGAUGCUCGAUUUAAAGAAAAGGCCGACUUACGAUAUCCUGAACAGUGAUUUGGACAUUGUUAAGAGCUUUGAGCUCAGAGCUACUGCCAUGGCAUACGAUGCAUACGAAGAAAGGGUCAUCAAAAAGCGGAACUGGAAUAGUCUUCUCAUCCAGCUCCACAAACUAAGUCGGGCACAAUCCGAAUCGAUCAUCGUCACGACCUUCUUCGACGCCCUCUCAAACGAUAAAACCCUCUCAGCACCCACCAAAACCGUCCUAUGGGACAGUUACCGCUUAUUCACAUUAUACACCAUGGAGAACGAAAGCUUCGAAUUUCUCCGCACCAACGCCGUCUCCCAGACAGACCUGAAUUCCCUAGCGAGUCGAGUCCAGGACCUGAUGGCGCGGAUACGACCCCAUGCCGUGAAACUGGUUGAUUCAUGGAUGAUUCCUGAUUACUUAUUGGACAGCGCGCUGGGCCGGUACGACGGCCGUGUUUACGAGGAUCUAUUUAACCGCGCUCAUCGGUUGAAUCCGCUAAACCGGAUUACAUUCAAUCCGAAUUAUUGGGAGGAUGAGAUUGUGAAGGGGAGUGGGGAUAAUGGGCGUGGUAUUUUGUCGAAGUUAUAG